This is a messenger RNA of Triticum aestivum (bread wheat), 1216 nucleotides long. Its product is annotated as probable truncated L-gulonolactone oxidase 7, mitochondrial. The coding region runs from base 1 to 1152 and encodes 383 amino acids. Gene Ontology annotation, molecular function: D-arabinono-1,4-lactone oxidase activity. NCBI's taxonomy places the organism in Eukaryota, Viridiplantae, Streptophyta, Magnoliopsida, Poales, Poaceae. The transcript has a single exon. The record is from RefSeq and is a predicted model, not a curated record. Gene Ontology annotation, cellular component: membrane.
AUGUCACUAGACAAGGUAAUCCCAUCCUUAUGUGUGUUGUGUGUCAUGCUUGCUCAGGUUACUCUGCAGUUGCAACCGAUGUUCAAGCGGUCCGUCACGUUCUUGGAGCGCGACGACUCGGACUUGGCAGCACAGGUGGCCGUGUGGGGCCAUCUGCACGAGUUCGGCGACAUGACAUGGCUGCCACGCCAGGGGAAGGUCAUCUACCGCGAGGAUGACCGUGUCGAUGUCUCGUCGCCCGGCGAUGGCCUCAACGACUACCUCGGCUUCCGCUCCUUCCCGACGCUGGGGCUCAUCAUCGCAAGAGUCGCGGAGGAGCAUGUGGAGGAAAGCAACGACAUGGCACGGUGCCUAGCCGCAGGGGUGCUGCCUGCAUCAUUCCCCAUGCAGGCGUAUGGCUUCACGAACGACGGUUCCUCCUUCACGGGAUACCCGGUGGUCGGGUACCAGCACCGCAUCCAGGCGUCCGGCUCAUGCAUCGAUGCCAAGGACAACCUGCUCCGCUCCUCAUGCCCAUGGGACCCACGCGUCCGAAGCCUCUUCUUCUACAACACUGGCUUCAGCGUCACGCUCUCCAAAGCCCCAGCGUUGGUCGCCGACAUGCAACGACUCCGCGACCUGAACCCGCGCGCCCUAUGCAGCCUCGACGCGAAGAUGGGCAUGCUCAUCCGCUACGUUGGGGCCUCCUCCGCCUACCUCGGCAAGACGGAGGACUCGGUCAACUUUGACUUCACCUACUACCGGAGCUACACCCAAGGCAGGCCGCGUGCUCACUCUGAUGUGAUCGACGAGCUCGAACAAAUGGCUUUGCGCAAGUAUGGCGCAGUCCCGCAAUGGGGCAAGAACCGCAACUUCGCCUUCGACGGCGCCAUCGCCAAGUACGCAAAGGCCGGCGAGUUCCUCAAAGUGAAGGAGAGGUACGACCCAGACGGGGUCUUCUCUAGCGAGUGGAGCGACCACGUGCUCGGCAUUGAUGGUAGCCCCAACAUAGUCCAAAAGGGUUGCGCCAUCGAAGGGCUUUGCAUAUGCUCUCACGACUUGCACUGCGCGCCAGAACAAGGCUAUUACUGUCGGCCUGGAAAGGUGUACACGGAGGCAAGGGUAUGCUCCUUCCGACCCACCUCACACCGCGACCACAACGACGAAAUAUGAAUCUAUCAUGGAUGGGUCAAGAAGCGGUGCGAUCUAAUGUUGAAUUAGUAUGCUUUUGUAAGCG